This is a messenger RNA of Hevea brasiliensis (rubber tree), 1950 nucleotides long. RefSeq names its product leucine-rich repeat extensin-like protein 3. Gene Ontology annotation, molecular function: protein binding. The record is from RefSeq and is a predicted model, not a curated record. Bases 113 to 1846 code for a protein of 577 amino acids. The transcript has a single exon. Lineage: Eukaryota; Viridiplantae; Streptophyta; Magnoliopsida; Malpighiales; Euphorbiaceae.
ACUACUUCAAUUUCUUGAACAAGACCACCUUCUCUAGACUUGAACAAAAUCCCAUAUUCCAUUAAAAAAAACAAAGAAAGAAGAAAAAGCCAUUGAAGUUAACUACCAUCUGAUGAAGAGAAAGAUUCAGAUUCUUCCAUUCUUUACUUACUUCUUUACUCUCAUUUGCCUCUUUCUUUCUACCAAUGCAGAUCUUACAGAGUCAUCAAGACCAGCAUAUAUUAGACACAAUCAAAGAAAGCUUUUGAGUUCCAAAGAGAAAUUUAAAGUACGGGAUCAAGUAACCUUGCCUUCCCUUACCUUUGAAAACCCAAGACUCCAAAAUGCUUACAUUGCCCUCCAAGCAUGGAAGCAAACCAUCAUCUCUGAUCCAAUGAACGUAACUUCCAAUUGGGCGGGAUCCGACGUUUGUAACUACACCAGCAUCUUUUGCUGGUCUGCUCCUGACGAUUCAUCUAUUCAAACAGUUGCUGGGAUCGAUCUAAAUCAAGGCGACAUUGCUGGUCAAUUGGUUGAAGAGCUAGGACUCCUUACAGACCUGGCAUUUUUCCAUAUCAAUUCCAACAGAUUCUGUGGAAGAAUCCCAAAAAGUUUGAAGAAAUUGAAACUCCUUUACGAGCUAGAUCUAAGCAACAAUCGUUUUGCAGGAAGGUUUCCUUCUGUAGUUCUUGAUUUGCCAGAGCUCAAGUACCUUGACCUUCGAUUCAAUGAGUUCGAAGGUAACGUUCCAAGGGAGCUAUUUGAUAAGAAUCUGGAUGCAAUAUUUAUAAACAAUAAUAGGUUUGCUUUCGAGUUGCCUGACAAUUUUGGUAACUCACCAGUAUCUGUUAUUGUUCUUGCAAACAACAAGUUCCAUGGAUGCCUUCCUGCAAGUCUUGGAAACAUGUCGAAAACUUUGAAUGAAGUGAUCUUAGCGAACAAUGGGCUACAUUCAUGUCUGCCUAAGGAGAUAGGAUUGCUUAAGAAAUUGGAGGUUUUUGACGCAAGUUAUAACAAGCUGGUGGGUGUGUUGCCUGAUGCAUUAAGAGGAAUGAAGAGGUUGGAGCAGCUUGAUGUGUCUCAUAAUAUGUUCUUGGGAACUAUUCCCAAGAGCUUGUGCAUGCUUCCCAAUUUGCGAAAUUUCAGCUUUGCUUAUAACUUCAUCAGUGGUGAGCCACUCGUGUGCUUGACAUUGGAGGAUUUUGAUGAUAGCAGGAAUUGUUUAAGAGAUACGCCAAUGCAGAGAUCUCGUUUGCAAUGUAAAAUGUUCUUGUCUAGACCACUAGUUGAUUGUAAAGCUUUCAAUUGUCACAAGUUUCAGCCUUCUCCACCUGUGUCACCACCACUUCCCCCGCCUGUUUAUUCACCUCCCCUACCACCACCUUCCUCUCCUCCACCACCUAUAUAUCCCCCUCCACCUCCACCAGCUGUUCAUUCCCCUCCCCCAUUGCCACCUUCCUCUCCGCCACCGCCUAUAUAUUCGCCUCCACCUCCACCAGUUCAUUCCCCUCCCCCACCGCUACUUUCCUCUCCUCCACCACCUAUUUAUUCGCCUCCACCUCCACCAGUUCAUUCCCCUCCCCCACCGCCACGUUCCUCUCCUCCACCACUAAUUUAUUCCCCUCCCCCUCCUCUUCCAUCUCCACCUCCACCACCACCACCAUCCCCUUCCCCUCUUCUUCCACCUCCACCAGUUCAUUCGCCUCCACCAUUGCUAUCACCACCACCAUCGCUGCCACCACCACCACCUCCAUCACCUCCACUAAUUCAUAAACCACCACCGCCGCCAGCUCCAGUAUAUAAUGGUCCAUUUCCACCAAUUAUUGGCGCCCCAUAUGCAUCUCCACCACCGCCACCAUUUUAUUGAGUUGUUCUUUAGAGAGAUUUUCUCUUUGCGCCAACCCAAUUGAUUGCUUGGUCAUUUCUGAUGUAUUAUUCCAACAAGAAGCAAAAGAAUGUGAUGCAAAAUCA